Molecule: messenger RNA, 2973 nt
Organism: Spodoptera exigua (beet armyworm)
Lineage: Eukaryota; Metazoa; Arthropoda; Insecta; Lepidoptera; Noctuidae
Source: the annotation of a GenBank genome assembly
AAAAAUUGUCUAUGAUAUAUUUUUUAAUCGUUCCCAAAAUACGAUAUCAUUCAGUCAUGAAAAAUUUGACAGUUGCCAAAAUAAUCUAAACAAAAAUGGAGCUUUUAUUUUUGUAAAUAUAUUUAGGUAUAAGUUUUAAAUGUGAUGUUGGCAUCAUCUUUAUUAGAGGAAAGCAACGGGACGCAGUCGCCGCUAGCACUCCUGGCGGCGACGUGCAGCCGGCUUGGCGCCGCCACCAUGGGUCCCGAGCAGCAACAGGAUAGCAAGGACCAACAACAACAUUUCAGUCCACAACAACAGCAGCAGGCACAGCAACAACAGGCGCAGCAACAACAAGCGCAACAGCAACAAGCGCAACAGCAGCAAGCGCAACAACAAGCACAGCAACAGGCGCAACUAAUACAGCAACAAGUGCAAGGCGACGCUGCCACACUAGCCGCCAUACAGCAACAGUACCUGCAACAGCAACAGCAGCAACAACAGCAACAACCACAGCUGAGGGUGAUUAGUUCUGCUGUAGUUCAGCAGUUAAGGGCACAAGGAUUAUCAGGCAAUGAAUUAUCAGCGGCCAUAGUCAAUGCAGCAAACUCUGUUCCAAAUGGAAUACAAGUGCAACAACCACAGGUGAUAUCAAUGCAACAGCUUCAGUCGUUACUGGGGGGCGGUGUUGUCUCUGGAGAGGGGGCCUCAUACCAGAACACGCCGCAGCAACUGCUACAAAUACAUCCACAGCUUUUACAACAACAAGGCAUGUACGGAGGAUGUUUAGUGGGCGGUGUCGGCGGAGUGGGUGGAGUUGCCCCUAUGCAGGCUGUCACCGUCGACGGACAGGAUGCACUGUUUAUACCCGCGCAACAUGCCCAGAACUUCUCUGGGAUGGGUCAAGUCAGUCUUGUUAACGGACAACUUGUAAGAACGCCAGUCCUUCCUGCGGGCUUCUUGCAAAACGUGAUGCAUUUACCAGCUGAGCAGCAGGCGACCAUCACGAUCCCGGGCACUAACCUAUCCAUUCCCAUUAGCGCUUUCGCCGGGAACCAACCAAUGAUAGUCCCUGGCUCCAAUAUAUCGCUGGCGGGGCUUCAGGCAAACCAAGCGAUUACAAUCCCGACAAGUCAAGCGAUAUCCAUUCCUACGAGUCAGGCGAUAUCCAUCCCGUGUAGUUCGGCGGCCGUCACUCCUGGGGACAAGCAAACCAACGGGAAAGACACGAAGGCACCCGGCAGCCCCAACGGACAAGGCGCAGGCGGCGGUAUCGCGGUUCGUGGCGGGGUGGGCGGUAUGGGCAUGGUCCCCGUGCAGGUCCCAGUGAGCGUGGCCAACGGUCACACGGUGUACCAAACCGUUCAUCUACCCGUACAUGCACCGCAACACUUGCAAAUCAUUCCUCAGUUACAACAGAUGCAAGCACAGCCACAAAUGGCUAGUGUACUUACACCUUCGGGGCAGAUACAACAGAUACAAAUUGCGUCCUUAGCUAAUGUGCAGCAGGGAGGGGGCGCGCAAGGCGGCGGGGCGGCUGGCCAGGCCCCUGCGACUAUUACAUUACAGGUGCCAGCUUUGGGCGUAGGCGGUCUCGGUGGAGCGGUUCAGCUCGUCCCAGCACUGGGUAUACCUGGAGUACAACUUGCUCAGCUCCAGCAAUCACAGGCUCAAUCUGCUCAGCCACUAAUAGCAGAUCCAGCAGGAUCCGAACGAGCCGGGCAAGUGGCAGGUGGUGAGCGUGGGGGGCGCGGGGACGGCGGGCGGGGGCGGCGCGGGCAGCGCGGCCAGCACGCCGGCGCCGCCCGAGUGCGAGGCCGCCAAGCUGCGCCCCGCCAGCCCCUCCCAAAGCAAGCGACUCAUGAAGCGCGUCGCCUGCACCUGCCCCAACUGCGACCAGGGAGAGAAUCGCCUGGUGGACCGCAAGAAGCAACAUGUAUGCCACAUAGCGGGCUGCAACAAGGUGUACGGGAAAACCUCACACCUCCGCGCGCAUCUACGCUGGCACUCCGGGGAGAGACCCUUCCUAUGCAACUGGCUAUUCUGCGGGAAAAGGUUUACGAGGUCGGAUGAGCUACAGCGGCACCGGCGAACGCAUACUGGGGAGAAGCGGUUCGAGUGCCCCGAGUGCCGCAAACGUUUCAUGCGGUCUGACCAUCUCGCUAAACACGUGCGCAUACACACCAAGAACAGAAUUACUGAAGUGGCAACAUCAACCCAAUCAAUGUACUCAGAUUCGGGUGACGACAGUUGCGAUGAGAAAAUGAUGUUAACUAUAGAGACGGUCCACAAUGAUGGAGAUGGGGAGGACAAAAUGGUGCUUCGCCCCAGUCCGAAGAUGGAGCCCGACCAUAUAGACAGCUAGGAUACGAGCAGCGACGAAUAGACCCGUCGCUGUAACAUCUACGUCAUCACUCUCGUUCAAUAAACGAUAAACGUGAUAAACUUUACGGAAAUUUAAACCUUAUUUGGUCAAUCCGUGACGUGGUUUUUGUGUGUGUGAAAUUGUAGUCUGUGGUAGUUGCGUCCCACUGGGAUUGUGUCUUAAAGGUAAGAGUCGUGCGUUUCAUUCCAAGAGUUCAAUUUUAAGUCCUAUUGCUGGGCAUGUGGACUUAAUUCGUUUCAAAAGUUUUUUGGGAAAAUCUGUUCGCGAGUGAUUCUGUUUUAUAGCUUUGCUGAGUCUUAGACUUGUCUGUCAUGUUAGCAAGUGAAUUUCAAAUUGUUAGAUCUAUUUCCAAAAAUAAAUGUUUCUCAAAAGUUGAUGUUUGUAAAGAAUUGAAUCUUUGAAUGAUAUUCCAUUUUGUGUAGGUUUUGUUUCAAUAUUCCGGGUGGAAAUGAGAUUAUGUAUCAUAUUAUAUUAAAAAUAAUGUAACUAUUUACCUAUUGUAACUAUUGUUAUAUUAUUGGGGAUAUUUAUUGAACCUUAUUGUCUUAACCGCCUAAACGAAAAUAUUAUGAAAGCUUCCGGUGUGUUAGAAAAAGUUUUCAAACUAU